GGAAUAGACGGGAUUAGCUAUAACGGAGGAUACGGACUGGAUCUCAUAGCGCGCAGAGAGGUACGGACGGUCAAGACCGGCUCGAGGGAACCAUCAAGAUUUAUCCCGAACAGAGUUUGUCGCCGUUCGGACUACAGAAAGCAGAAUGGACUGUUGAAGUUGCCAACUCAAACUAGACGGACGUGAGAAAGUUGAGUGAAUACCGUGCAACUGCUCCGGAGAACACGUGAACUGUAGGAAAGGAAUAUAUCUGAUGUUCAAAGUAAUUUAAUCUCUUUCUUGAAUCAGGGUAUACUUCAACCCAGCCAUCGUAUCCACUCAAGUGACGAUUGCUAAUCGCUACUGACUGGUCUAGGCAUUUCUAAGGUGGAUUAUUUUUUUCUUACCCCCAAAACACCAACCUUUAAAUAGAACUAGGAGCGAGUACAGUAAGGAAGCAGUGGAUUUCAGUCGUCUUCCGCAGCGAGGCUACCCGCUGAAAUCAUGAGCCAGGCGGACAUGACUUGCUCUGCGCGUCAAAGAGUGUUUCAGGAAGCCCUGAAGAAAGGCAACACGAAGGAGCUCCAUUCGCUCCUGCAGAACAUGACCAACUGUGAAUUUAACGUCAACUCGUUCGGACCAGAGGGACAAACGGCGCUCCACCAGUCCGUAAUCGAUGGGAACCUCGAGUUAGUGAAACUGCUGGUAAAGUUCGGCGCGGAUAUCCGUCUGGCUAACAGAGACGGAUGGAGCGCCUUGCACAUUGCGGCGUUUGGCGGACAUCAAGACAUCGUCCUUUACCUCAUAACAAGAGCGAAGUACUCAUCAAGCGCGCUCUGAGGCGAAGGAAAUCGGACGCUGUACCCUAAGCCUAUCACAUUUGACUACAUUUGUGCCAAAGUAAAGGACAGUUAAUUUGUCAUGUAUUGUGGCAUGUUCGGGAAAUUGAUUUAACAUCACCUGGCACAGAAUUCAAGUCCAAAAUGCAGCUAGUGUUGGGUUGGUACAAUGUCAAAGAUGUAGUUUGCCAACAGCAGAUACAGUCUAUAUUAUAAUCAUAAUCAGUGCAUGAUUGUAGAUUCCCCUCGAUUGCCUUCUGUACAUAUUUUACUUCCUCUAAGAUUGAUGAUACCAAGAUACAGUGAGGUAG
This is a messenger RNA of Electrophorus electricus (electric eel), 1129 nucleotides long. NCBI's taxonomy places the organism in Eukaryota, Metazoa, Chordata, Actinopteri, Gymnotiformes, Gymnotidae. The record is from RefSeq and is a predicted model, not a curated record.